Messenger RNA from Paramuricea clavata, 378 nucleotides. The record is from the annotation of a GenBank genome assembly. Lineage: Eukaryota; Metazoa; Cnidaria; Anthozoa; Malacalcyonacea; Plexauridae.
AUGACACAAGAAAUUAAGAGUGGCAUUGCAGAUACCAAAUAUCAGUCGAAAUGGCCACUAUACUCCUGUAUGGAAUUCUUGAAAGAAGAAAUUUUAAAGUCUUUAAAAGGAAAGGAAUUCCCGAAAUGGUGUGACAAGGAAAUCGAGUCUAAAGACAAUGUGAAAGAGCAUCCUUUGUUGUGGAAUCGUCAACUGAAAGAGUAUAGGGACAGAAAUAAACGAUCUCAAGCCUUUGAGAAAAUAGCCACCCAGUGUAUACCAUUAGGAAGUAAGUCUGUUGAUGACUGCCAUACUAUGUCAGACAUGAAGGUAACAAAAAAUGUGGUACAGACACAAAUUCAGUUUCUGUUGCAACAUGGAAAUUUUACUAAAGCAUGA